Molecule: messenger RNA, 727 nt
Organism: Sarcophilus harrisii (Tasmanian devil)
Lineage: Eukaryota; Metazoa; Chordata; Mammalia; Dasyuromorphia; Dasyuridae
Gene: RPS15
Product: ribosomal protein S15
Exons: 4
Biological process (GO): translation; ribosomal small subunit assembly
Cellular component (GO): cytosolic small ribosomal subunit; ribosome
Molecular function (GO): structural constituent of ribosome; RNA binding
Source: RefSeq, a predicted model, not a curated record
AGCACGAUCCCAGAGUCCUCAAGUCCUCGGCUCUACAUUCUACAUUCACUUGGGCUCCGCACACACUCUACACUCCGCUUUAAGCCUCCAGGCCAGCAGAGGACGCACUCCCAGCCCGGGAAGGAGAAACGGAAGGGGCGGGAUCUGCGUGUGACGCAGGGGGAGGCGGGACCGCAGCACGCCGGCGUAAGGGUGCCGUCGCGCGAUAUCUGCGCCUGCGCGAACGGGAGCGGUCUUUUCCUACCAGCAGACAAGAUGGCGGAAGUGGAGCAGAAGAAGAAGCGAACCUUCCGGAAGUUCACCUACCGCGGCGUGGACCUGGAUCAGCUGCUGGACAUGUCCUAUGAACAACUCAUGCAGUUGUACAGUGCUCGACAGCGUCGGCGACUCAACCGGGGUCUGCGGCGCAAGCAGCACUCCCUCCUGAAGCGCCUGAGAAAGGCCAAGAAGGAGGCACCCCCCAUGGAAAAGCCAGAGGUGGUGAAGACACACCUUCGAGACAUGAUCAUCCUGCCAGAGAUGGUGGGGAGUAUGGUAGGCGUCUAUAACGGCAAGACCUUCAAUCAGGUGGAAAUUAAGCCCGAGAUGAUUGGACACUACUUGGGAGAAUUCUCUAUCACCUAUAAGCCUGUGAAACAUGGUCGGCCGGGUAUUGGAGCUACCCACUCCUCUCGCUUCAUCCCUCUCAAGUAACCCAGAUCCUAACAAUAAAAACAAGAAGUUCUUA